Messenger RNA from Protopolystoma xenopodis, 675 nucleotides. NCBI's taxonomy places the organism in Eukaryota, Metazoa, Platyhelminthes, Monogenea, Polystomatidea, Polystomatidae. The record is from the annotation of a GenBank genome assembly.
AUGAGCGUUACUCGCGUUCGAACCCCUCCGGAGGUGUUGAUAAGAGUCAGGCGACGUAGUAAAACUGCAGUUCAUCCUGGAAAAUGCCAUCUGGUAUGCAAUGGAAUCAUGAGGCCUACUGAUUUCACUUUGGGAAAUUCAGCUAGCAAUAGUCUGGGUGAAAUAAGUAAUGUCAGAAAACUUUUCAUUUCAUCUGACCGAAAUAUAAACAUUUCCUCCUCGAGUUCACACUUUGAUAAAAGGUACAACUACAUUUCGGCACCUUUCACCCUUACUAGCUCAUCCCAGCUAAACAGUCACGUGAAGCAGCUUGAAGCUUCUAUCCGUCUUCUCGCGGAACAUCUGGUCGACAUCGCUCUCGAGCAGUGCCUCUGCUGCGACAGCAUUCCAUUGGCAGCACUCUGCAUCACCAGGCAACCGAAUCAGGUUGUCUUGUCUUCCACCGCCGUCACUACUGCAGACGAACUGUUAGCCUGGCAACAGAGAGUGCUACAACUGUGGUCAAGCCUGGUAACCAGCUGUCCAGCAGGCCUAUCUCGACAGGUUCAGCUACAGGUUGUCAGCCAAUCUCUCGCCUGUUUCACUCAGAGGUACGCUGCUCGUCUCGAGGUGGAAACCAGGCCAGAACAACUGCAUUCGAUCGGGUUAGUAGGACGAUUGAUAUCUAAAAUUUAG